Molecule: messenger RNA, 1969 nt
Organism: Dendrobium catenatum
Lineage: Eukaryota; Viridiplantae; Streptophyta; Magnoliopsida; Asparagales; Orchidaceae
Product: scarecrow-like protein 3
Exons: 1
Coding region: 586-1875 (429 amino acids)
Biological process (GO): regulation of DNA-templated transcription
Cellular component (GO): nucleus
Molecular function (GO): sequence-specific DNA binding; DNA-binding transcription factor activity
Source: RefSeq, a predicted model, not a curated record
AAAGCUCUAAGAAAGCAGUAGACGAUAAAUGCAAUCUUCUGCUGAGAAAGAAGCGGGGAGAGAUGUGUUGAGACGCUUCCUUCCUUAAUCGCUCAGGUUAGACUGGCGCUGUGUCUUCCUCUCGCUGUGAAACCACCGACUUCUUUCCAUUGAUGGAGAGCGACGCCCUUCGUUUAUGACUAUUUUGAUUUAGUUUUCAUCUUGCUUUUUUUGGGUUCGGAUUUUUUGUUUGUGCGUUUCUCGCUAGUGUGUGUUGUUCUCCUUGUAAAAAAGCGAGCUUUUUCUUUUUGGCAUUCCUCUUCUCCAGCUUAUCUCUCAACAUUGAAAUGUCCUUCGUUUAUCAUAUUCCUCUGUUCUGAGAAGAAGAAGAAAAAGAAUAAGCAGUACAAGAAGAAGCUGCAGCAAGAGGAGGAGAAGAAGAAGAAUGAGAAAAAGUUGAAGCAGAAAAAGACGAAGAAAAAGAGGAAGAAGAACUUAGAAGAAGAUGAAGAAGAAGGGGAAGAAUAAGGAGAAGUAGAAAGAGGGGAAGGGCAUAAGAAGAAGAAGAAGUAGAUUAAAAAAAAAAAAAGCCCUCUUUUAGCGUCUAUGGCCGAAACAGCCGACGAAUUAUCAUCAUCAUCUGCGACUUCCUCCCAUCUACUCAGUCUCAUGUCGAUGUCUCCGACGACGAUAACCUCCCCCUACGCUCCAUUUUUCCGCAACCUGAACGCCGACGAGCGAGGUCUCUUUCUCAUCCAUCUCCUCCUCAACUGCGCCACCCACGUCGCCGCCGGUAAUAUUGCCCAAGCCAACACCUUUCUCGAGCACAUCUCUCUCCUUUCAUCCCCAGACGGCGACAACAUGCAACGCAUCGCCUCCUACUUUACCGAAGCCCUCGCCACCCGUCUCCUCCGUUCAUGGCCCGGCCUCUACCGCGCCCUCAACCCUAUACUUCCCGAAUCCGCCGCCGCGUCUAACCACGGCCGCCGCCUCUUCGUUGACCUCUUUCCUUUCCUCCGCCUCUCCUUCCUUAUCUCCAACCAAGCCAUUUUAGAAGCGAUGGAAGGGGAGAAAGUCGUCCACGUCAUCGACCUCGGCGGCUCUGACCCUUCCCAUUGGCUCGCUUUUCUCCAGGCAGUUUCCGGUCGGCCGGAAGGCCCGCCCCACCUCCGCAUCACAACCGUCGGCGAGGAUAGAGACUUCCUAGCACAAACCGCCUUAGUCCUCACAGAAGAAGCAGAGAAGCUCGACAUUCCCUUCCAAUUCCACGCUGUAGUUUCCCAGCUCGAAGGCCUUAAUAUCGAAAGCCUCCAUGUUAAGACCGGCGAAGCUCUCGCCAUUACCUCUGUUCUCAAACUCCACUCUCUCUUGGCCUCCGACGAAGCUACUGCCACCCCAAGACAGCUUUUUUCUCCUAUAGCCAAAAUAGAGAGCUUUCUAGCUUCACUGCGGGGGCUUUCGCCCAAGCUCAUGGUGGUAACUGAGCAAGAAUCAAACCACAACGGAGCCAAUUUGAAUGAGAGAUUCAUGGAAGCAUUGAACUUUUAUGCUGCACUGUUUGAUUGCUUGGAGUUGUCAGUGCCACGGCAGUCUGCGGAGCGGUUGAAAGUGGAGAAACUGGUCUUUAGAGAGGAGAUCAAGAACAUUAUAGCCUGUGAGGGAUUGGAGAGGAAGGAGAGGCAUGAGAAGCUUGAUAAGUGGAUGAGGAGGCUUGAAAUGGCUGGAUUUGGGAGAGUGAGUUUGAGCUACAAUGGAUUGGUUCAAGCAAGAAGAAUGUUGCAGGGGUUUGGUUGUGAAGGAUAUAAGGUAAAGGAGGAGAAUGGGUGCUUUCUUUUUUGUUGGCAGGAAAGAGCUUUGUUCUCUAUUUCUGCUUGGAGAUUUAGAAGGUAUGAUUAACUUCUGUUUAUGUUGAUUGCUGGUUUUGAUGAUGAUUAUGAACAUUUGGCUAUGUAUUAACAAACAUAUUUCUGUAAAGUUGGAGUUUUUUUUU